Messenger RNA from Papilio polytes (common Mormon), 1390 nucleotides. RefSeq lists its product as uncharacterized. The record is from RefSeq and is a predicted model, not a curated record. The transcript has 13 exons. NCBI's taxonomy places the organism in Eukaryota, Metazoa, Arthropoda, Insecta, Lepidoptera, Papilionidae. The coding region runs from base 10 to 1290 and encodes 426 amino acids.
UUCUCCAAUAUGAAGACAAUCGUAUUUGCUGUCGUGGCACUAUUGGCCACUGCCAACGCUUGGCCUCAACCAAUCCGAAACUCAGACUCAGAAGAUUCGAGCUUUCUUCGAGAGGUUAUCAAUGAGGUCGUCUACUAUAUUAGUGAGGCGUUCAAACAGAAUGGACUUGACCCGUACGUCGCGAAAAAGAAGGAAUACACCUUUAUCGGCGAUAGGUUCUUGGCCAGUGGUCGCUAUGAUAACUUCGUGUUCUCAGGCCUCAGCGACAUCCGUGUCAACUCCGUUAGUUUAUCGGGCUCUGAUAUCAAUGUUUACAUUACUCUUCCUAGAAUUGCAGCUAAUUUUGACAAUUUUGUUGGUGACCUGACUAUUGGAAAUAGAAACUUACGAAGUGAAUUUAGCGGAAGCGUAGCACUUGUCGACCUUCGCUUGGAUGCACAUGUGUCACUGGAAUUCUCCGAUAACGUUCUUGACGAUUUGAACAUUUCAUGGCACGUUGGAAAAAUUGAAGUGAGUUUCUUCUCUUUCCUUCUUGUUUACUAUUAUUGUGCAGAAAUAAUCACUAUGAUAAUGUGCUGUUGCAAGAAUAUUUUCAUUCUGAGACAGAAACAAGAAAAAUCAUUCAAUAUGAAAAUCAUUGGUUUCGCCCUCGUUGCCCUGUUGGCUACUGCCAACUCCUUGCCUCAGCAAGUUCAAACCGCGGACUUAAAAGACUCGAGGUUCGUCGACCAGAUUGUCGCUGGUUUUAUUGAAUCUAUAAUUGAGCUGAUCAAGGAACGCGGACUUGACCCUUACUUCGUUGAGGUUGCUGAAGGAGAAUACUCUCUUGGCAGUUUCUUCCUCGCCAGCGGUCGCGUCGACAACUUCUUGUUCUCAGGCCUCAGCAACAUCGUCGUCAACUCAGUCAACUUCUCGGGCUCUGAACUGGACAUCGACCUCACUCUGCCUAGAAUUGCUGCCAGUGUUGGCAAUGUCGUUGGUGACGUGACUAUUGGAAGCAGAAACAUUCAAGGUGAAUUUAGUGGACGUGUAGCAAUUGUUGACCUUCGCCUGGUUGCUCGUAUCAGCCUUGGACUCUCUACAUACCUUCUUGAUGAUCUGAGCCUGUCAUGUCAACUUGGAGGCAUUGAAGCUGACUUUAGCUCCUUCAUUCUCCAAGACCGUGAUGUCACUGACAGUGUUAACAACUUCGUCGGAAAUACUUUGCCUACUCUUCUCAUCCAAUAUGAGGAACAAAUCAACCGUUUCUUCGAGAGAUUAAUCAUCCGUAUCGCCGAGCGUUUCUUCUAAGACAUCAACAUUAUUUAUUGUUAUAUUGAAUAAUGUAUCGAUUGUUAUAUUACCGACAUCUUGGACCACUUUCUAAUUUAAAUAAACUUCUAAAACAAUA